AUGGAACAAAGGAUACACGCAUCAUGGCGAUUAAAGCUUGCAUUUGUGACAUUAUCUCUCCUACUUUGGAAACAGAGCCAGGCACAGAUUAGAUAUUCCGUUCUUGAGGAGCAGAAAGACGGAACUGUUGUUGGAAAUAUAGCAAAGGAUUUGGGUUUUGAUCAAAAGGUUUUGAAGGAGAGAGGAUUUCGUGUCGUAUCAACAACGGGAAAAUUUCCGUUUAAGCUAAAUCAGAAUGAUGGUGUCUUAUAUAUUAACGAAAAAAUAGACCGGGAGGAGGUAUGUGAAAAAGUCAUGUCGUGCUUAAUUAAUUUAGAAAUCGCUCUUGACAAUCCUAUGGAAAUUCAUUACGUUGCGAUUGAAAUAGUGGACAUAAACGAUCAUGCGCCAGUAUUCAACGAGAAAGAAAAGCGUCUGGAAAUAGGGGAAAGCGCAGUACCUGGUAUACGCAUUCAGCUACAAGCUGCACGCGAUCCAGACAGUGGUAUAAAUUCAGUGCAAACAUAUAAACUUAGUCAUAAUGAACAUUUUCAAGUCGAGGUUAAAGACAGAGGAUCGGAUCGUAAGAUGCCUUUCCUUAUUUUACAGAAAUCACUAGACAGGGAAAUGAGUUCUUUUCAUAAGCUUAUUCUCACAGCCCUAGACGGUGGAAAACCACCAAAAACAGGGACUAUGGAAAUAAUUGUAGAUGUACUUGAUAUAAAUGACAACAGUCCAGUCUUUACAAAAGACUCUUAUUCGGCAAAAAUAAAUGAGAAUGCGCCGAUAGAUACAACGGUAAUACAGGUGAACGCAACUGACUCAGACGAUGGUUUAAAUGGCGAAGUGUUUUACAGUUUUGCUCAUGGUGUGGACGAUGAAAUGCGUGAACUUUUUUAUCUAGAUCCCAUAACGGGAGAGUUAAUUGUUAAAGGAAAAAUAGAUUUUGAGCAAAAGGACCAAUAUGAGAUUGAUAUUCAGGCAUCGGAUAAAGCAGCUGUACCUCUAAUAGCAGAUAAAAGCAUUUUAAUAAAGAUUAUUGAUUUAAAUGAUAAUGCCCCAGAAAUUAAAGUUAGGUCGUUUACCAGCACAGUACCAGAGGAUUCCAAGUUGGGAACUACAAUAGCACUGGUUAGUGUAAGUGAUUUAGACUUCGGUCUCAAUGGAAAAGUGUCCUGCGUUUUACCCGAAGAUCUGUAUUUUAAAUUAAUACAGUCAUCGAAGGAAAAUAUUUAUUCUUUAACAACUGCCGCAUUACUUGAUAGAGAGAAAAUAUCACAAUAUGAUAUAACAAUACUUGCCAAAGACGCAGGAAACCCGUCAUUGUCGUCUUUAAAAACAAUAACUGUCUUAGUAUCUGAUGUCAAUGAUAAUAGCCCAGAAUUUUCUCUUAGCUCAUACAGCUUUUAUGUUACUGAAAAUAACGUUCCAGGCAUGCCUAUGUUUUCUGUAUCUGCUUGUGAUCAUGAUUUGGGCGAAAAUGCUAUGAUCACUUAUCAAAUUUUGAGACACUCUGGUGAGGUAAACAAGUAUUUAUCAUUACUAAACAUAAACUCUGAAAGUGGAGACAUAUUUGCACUGACAAACUUUGACUUUGAGACACUGAAAAAAUUUCAGUUCCAUGUUGUUGCUACCGAUUCUGGAACUCCAUCGUUGAGCAGCAACGUCACAGUGAAAGUGUUUAUUCUGGAUCAGAACGACAAUGCUCCAGUGAUCUUAUAUCCAGUCAGUGCUAACGGCUCUGCUGAAGGUGUGGAGGAGAUUCCUCGUGAUGUGAACUCAGGGCAUUUGGUGACUAAAAUAAGAGCAUAUGACGCAGAUAUAGGAUACAAUGGCUGGUUAUUAUUUUCAAUGCAGGAAAUAAGUGACCACAGUCUUUUUGGUUUGGACCGAUAUACAGGACAAAUAAGGACCAUUCGUUCAUUUACAGAAACAGAUCCUGCUGAAUAUAAACUGGUUAUACUUGUUAAAGACAAUGGCAACGUCUCACUUUCUGCAACAUCAACUGUGAUUGUAAAAGUUGUGGAGCCCAAAGAAUCCCUUAAUUGGCCUACAAAUGUCAGAAGUACAACAAAAGACGAGGAGGAAAACAACAUUACUUUCUAUUUAACCGUUACCUUGGGUUUUGUUUCUGUGCUUUUUCUUAUAAGCAUUAUUGUGUUGAUAGUAAUGCAAUGCUCAAAAACCACAGACUAUUCAUCCAAGUAUGUAGAGGAUACAGCCUAUGAUGGGACAUUGUGCCACAGCAUCCAGUACAGAUCCGGAGAUAAACGCUAUAUGUUAGUUGGACCCAGAAUGAGUAUUGGGUCUACAGUAGUUUCAGGCAGUAAUGGAAAUACACUUGUGGUACAAGAUCACAGACGGCGAGCUUCUAAAGAGAUCGAGGCUGAAGAGAGAUACAACAUGGCACAGAGCAGAACACGCAGUAUAGUCGAAAGAGCUUUGGCCUACACAAAUUAUCAGGGGGGCUUAAGUGUUCACCAGAACGCAGCUGUGCCAUCAUUGUUGUAUGUGCUAUGCUGCACAACAUUGCAAUUUGUGCUGACAUAA
Messenger RNA from Trichomycterus rosablanca, 2529 nucleotides. Its product is annotated as protocadherin beta-13-like. The record is from RefSeq and is a predicted model, not a curated record. Gene Ontology annotation, cellular component: plasma membrane. NCBI's taxonomy places the organism in Eukaryota, Metazoa, Chordata, Actinopteri, Siluriformes, Trichomycteridae. The coding region runs from base 1 to 2529 and encodes 842 amino acids. The transcript has 2 exons. Gene Ontology annotation, biological process: homophilic cell-cell adhesion. Gene Ontology annotation, molecular function: calcium ion binding.